AUGGCUUCACUGCAGGCAAAGGCCGACGCGGCCAAGACAGCUCUGGCUUCAACAUCGACAUGCACGACUGCGACCGUCGUGACUCUUAAGGAACUACUGCUACCCGACGUCGAGACUUCAUACACAGCAUCACAAACAAAUUCACGGGCGACUUCUAAGGCAACGGCAAACUCAAAGACAAAACGAACCGCGGGCGGCAAAACUCAGAUGGUAAAGUCUACCAGCGAACAGCUUUCAUCGAAAGACCGUGCAGCUCUGGCAACACAUGUAAUCAACUUUUGCAUCAAGUCCCUAAACGAAGCUGCGAAACCUACAACUCCCGCCACUCCGAGUAAGCAACAAGCAUCUCAGGGUGACUCCAAGAAAACCUCUGGUCCUCGAACGUUGCGGAGAUCCCUAUCCGCGCCGUUAUCACCGCUACAGCCACGAACUUUGAAUCGCGUAGCUACCUCACCCAACAUUGCCGCAAAAGCAGCAACACAAGCAGCAACACAAUCUACAGGAUGUCUUGCCGCUGUCGAAUGCGCGCGCGUGGCUUUCACUUGUCUGCGAUCAAUCAUGGGCCCAAUGCAGGCGGCACAAACAGAUUUCCAACUCGAAAAUGGAAUGUCGGCAUUCAUUGGUAAACUUCUGGCGCUUGGGUUCCAAGAUCAGGCGCUAAAGGAGCUGAGGAUUUUAAAGCGACGGCUCGAUGCUGGAGUUAACAAGUCAACAAAACCGAACUCUACCGAAGGGCAGACAGCUGCUCAAGUCAUUUUGGAAUUGCUCGACUAUGGUGAUAAAAUUCCCGAGAGUUUGCUACCGAUUGUUACAGGUUGUCAAAUUCAAGUACUACGAUGGAUUGCGCAUUCCAAGAAACCAGCUCAUAUCGAGGCUGUAUUACCACUUCUCGAGGAAUCUCAUGUAUCUUCCCCUAUCAACCUCUUGGCGAGAUCGGGAGCCAGAAGCGCAAAGGAAACCCAAAAGGCAGCCCGACAACUAGCCUCGCUAUCCCAGACGCUUCUUUCACUAGCACCCAGUGUCUCCAGCAAGGAAGAUUCAGUUGCGACAGAGUUGAGACUAAGUCCGUCUCCAACUUCAGCUUUCAAGCUGCAAGUUCUCUGUUUCAAGAUUCAGCUUAGAUGGUGGAAAAUGGCUGGUCAUCGCGGAAACGUUGACGACGAUAUUCUCUCGCCAUUUUCUCGAUGCGUUCGCGCGUAUACUCGACGACAACCACCCACGAAUGGACUAACAUACGAUUUGAUUGCUACAUCCUUCCACGAGCUCACGGAUCUAGUUGGGUCACAAAAGUCCCAAGCCAAGGCUUCAUUCGACUCUCCCCUAACCUCGAUUUACCAACUGCUUGGUGUUGCAGCUCAAACGGACCGCCAAUACGAUGCAGCAUGCCACUGGUUCCAGAAAUUGAAGGAUAUACUAGAACCUGAUGAGGAAUCGGCUAUUCGCAUGUUUUCCAUUUCAGCCCGCCUCCUCGCUGCGCUUUUGAAACAAUCCAAGCAUGAUAACAAGACGCAACGGCUUGUUCAAGAAGUUACAGAGAGCCUCGAAGGGAGUUUGAGUGGAAAUGUCACCGAUCUUAAUGAACUGCUAGAGAGUCUUUCACUUGCUCGACGGUCAGCCGUUGGGCUCCUUGUGAGCAACUCGAAUGGUUCAAAAGUAAAGGAUGACACACUGGAAUUGAUCAUGGAACAUCUGAAGACUUUCAUCACGAAAUUUCCACGGUUCGGCCGCCGUUGGCUAGGCGCUCCCCCCUGUAGGGAUGCUUCAGCCAAAUCCCUCCUCCAAUUCGACCAACGACGAGAAGUGUUGAUGCAGUCGAUCAAUCAGAUUAUCGAUGGCGCGUUAGUGGUCAUAAACGGCGAUAUCCAAUCGGACUCUAUCACUUGGAAGCAGAUGGACGAGGUCCUCUGGGACUGCAACAAACUGGUUGAUGCUGUUCUCGAUCCCACGAUUUCAAGAGCACGAACGGAGCAGCUCAGUGGCUAUUUUGCGAAAAUAUCCAGUCUGUAUUUUGCCAGGUAUAAUCAAAUACGCAAGGACCUCGGCAAGUCCAAACAAAUCAAUAAGGAGAUUCUUCAGUGUUUGAGUCGAUCCAUUGAGAUUAUUCAAGAUCGACCCAUGGCCCAACAGGAGAAGGCUCAUAUGUCAACAAAGCUGGAGUUGUUUGCCGAUCUCUGCAAGGCUGCCAACCGAAGCGAAGAUGCAAUCAGAACACUCCGAUCAAUCUGCACCAACAUGAUUGAGGAGGGCGCCUUAGUCAAGGUUACUGAAGCGCUUGAUUCUCAACCUCCGAGCAUUGCUUGGAGUGCUGAUGAUAAGGCAGAGAUAUUGUCCCGAACACUACGCUCAAUUGCUAAGCUUGAUCACUCAUGGAACGACUGGGCAUUCUUUCUGCCGGAGGGUGAGCGAGCUGCAGUACUCGAACACUUGAUGCAAAUCGUGGGAGACACAGCAUCUAGGGGAGAACCACUCAAACUACACGAUCCAUCAGUCCAGGCUCUUCUCCGAAUCUACACGCCAGAGCGCUUCCCAAUUCGGCGCCUUCGAGUUCUGCUCCAGCUGCUCUUCCAAAUCAUUGGCGAAGAGAACGAGAUGGAGCAAAUUUCCAGCUUGGCUGAAGAACCAAUCCAACAACUGGACAGCAAAGACUAUGGUGAUGACGGUUCUCUACUUCGUUAUAUUCCACAUCUCAGGGCACUGCAGAAGUCAAUGUCUGCAUUGGCUGUCACUAGCGCUCCUCUUCCGGUGUCUGCCCUGAGAGAAGCUGUUGUCACUUGGAAAUCGAUGACUGAAUCGUGCAAAUCCAGAAACGAUCUUUGUGAACGAAUUGACAAUCCCGAUGGCCUUCUAACACACCUACAAUCUGCCAGCCAUUUCGCCAGCCUUCGGGGUGAGAACAGUCUGCAGCUUGAGAUCUUAGAACUGUUAACACCUCUAUCCAAGAUUCUAGCCGAACCGACCUAUAACAACGUGAUCCUUAAUCAUACACUUCUUGCAUCACAACAUCUAAACAUUGGUCACUUCUCUGAAGCAAAACAAACACUUGAUGAGACGAAGAAGCUUUUGGAUGAAGCCGACGGUGCCUCUCGUGGCCUAAUUGCUGGGUUUCAUUUGACACAAGCCGAGUAUUACUCUGGUAUUGGUAGCAUCGAUGAAGCAAAUUCAUCGUUGGCGGCUGCAAAGACCAUUUACAAUGGAUCUACUUCAUCGUGGGCAUUGUCAAAAUCACAAGUCAACAUGUCUCUCGCCCUCAGCUCGUUCCUAGACUCGGUUCUCGCAUUGAAGCGUGGUCGAAUUCAAGACGCACUUACCUGUGUUAAAUCAAGUGUUCGAAUUCUUUCGCAUGAUUGGUCCAAGAUCGAAGCGACAGCAUCCCGAGCAACCAGCACAAGCGUUAUGAACAUCUCAACAACCAGUCUUGAUAGUGUCAAGGCUGACGCCAAGCUUGGCCAGGUGAUUGGUCCUCGGUUCUGGGCACUUGCUUUCCCUCUUUUGCGAGGUCUCCUGCAUGUUUCUUCUGUCUAUGCCCAUCUUGGCAUGUACCAGGAGACCAUUUAUUACGCAGAGUCAGCCCAAAAGAUUGCUGAAAGCACAGGCUCACCGCUCUAUCGGGCACAGGUUCUCGCUUGGACAGGUUCUGUCUACCACCGAGCUGGAAAGCUAACCAAGGCACUCGAUUUCGGCAAUGAGGCGUUCGAAGAGUUGCCGAAAGAUAUCUCAGCUUCUCGAGUACAGGUUGCUUGCCAACUUGGCGGCUUGUUUCGCGAUAGCGGCGACGAAGACAAGGCUCGUGACCUACUUCAGCUUGCCGAGGAGACUGCUCAACGCCUUGGAGAUCAUGGAAGGGUGCUAAGCAUCCAGAACGAGGCGAAGAAAACCGCUCCGGUUGCUGCUAAAGCGCGAGCAACAGCUGCUACACGUGCUACUCGAACUGCCACCAGGACGACAAGGGCCAAGACUACUGUAAAUCCUACACCACGAACCCGAAAGCGAGAGGUCACUGUCAAGGCUCAGCCUUCUGCUGCAGAGGUGCUAAAGCUACCAAAAGAUGUAUACCAGGCAUCUCUCAUGGCGUCGGUCAUCCUAUCGCGGGCUUUAGGUUUCAUCAGUCAGAAGGAUUGGGCUUCUGCUUUGUCAACUUUGGAAGAUGCCAGAGAGUUGCCAAAACUCUUCGGAGCUCUGUCUCAGGAACAAGUUGUGACUGCGAUCUCUCUUAUCGGCCAUAGCACAGAGCAGAUGAUUCACGACCCUGUAUUCUCCGUCAUCCAAGACUCGACCAUUUCGUUCCCUGCCAUUGCUACUUCUGACAAGACCAAGGCUACGCAGAGCCAGACGCCUCCUCGUAAAGGACGCCCAGGAGCCACUGAACGAAAGAACUCCAAGGAGGCCAGUGUUCCUGCAUUCGCUGAAGCAUUGAGACAAGCACAAGAACUCCUUCUCGAAGCUCAUGCUUCAACCCUGUCGACAGCUAACAGCACCAUGGUUCAUCGCAUUUCGGCUUUACUACAGAACACAGUCAUUCUUCUCUCGGCUACCUCUACGACACAAUCUAGAGUCCUUGCUGGUUCGGGGUUUGCAACUUUCUCUGUAGACUUGGCUCGUAACGUCACUUGGAAGCGCGAGCAAAGCACUCUUCAAAACAAAGAGACCGCUGAACCAGGUGACAUCGACUCUACUCAUAACUCAAGACGGUCUAGUCUUGAGCUCACAACAGAGAUGGCCCAGUUCCAAAAUAACUAUAUCGACAUGGUACCUCACAACUGGAGUGUGGUUUCCGUCUCUCUCAGCGACAACCACCAUGAUCUGUGUAUCACUAAAUUCCGGGCUGGUCACAGUCCUUUUAUUCUCCGACUACCUCUAGAGCGUGCCAAUUCUCGAGAUGCUGACUCGGAUAUCUUCAACUUCGAGAACGGGAAGGACGAGAUGAUGGAGAUUAUUCGGCUCGCUAACGAGACGAGCCAUUCUGCCAGUCGAGACUUCAGUGUCAAGGGUGCGAAAGCCGCUUGGUGGGCCGAACGAGAGGCUUUGGAUGAUCGGCUUAGGGAUCUUCUGAGCACUAUCGAGACAACUUGGUUAGGUGGUUUCAAGGGUAUCUUUUCUCAGCACGAACGUCGAUCGGACCUCCUUGCACGUUUCCAGAAGAGCUUUCAACAGAUACUCGACAGUAAUCUGCCCUCUCGAAAGCAAGGGCGGGGCAAGAAAUCGGCAAAGACAUCCAAGGUGGCCCUUGACCCACGAGUUCUUGACCUUUUCAUCGGUUUGGGUGAUCCCAGUGAUCCAGACAGUGAUUACGACGAGGCUCUCAAUGACCUGCUCUAUUUUGUCGUUGACAUUCUUCAAUUCCACGGAGAACGCAACGCUUAUGACGAAAUUGACUUUGACGCUAUGGUGGUCGAGACUUAUGAUGCCCUGCGCGGCUACUACAACGCGGCUAAGACGGGAUCUGACCGAGCAGAAGGGGCUCACACUGUUUUGGUUCUUGACAAGGCCCUCCAUGCUUUCCCCUGGGAGUCGAUGCCUUGUAUGGAAGGACUUGCAAUUUCGCGAGUACCUUCGUUGGCUUGCCUGAGGCAACUUAUUACGGAAUCGCAACCAUCAGCAAGCGAUAAUAAUUCUGAAGACGCACCAGAGGGCCACUACGUGUCUGCCGAGCAAGGCACUUACAUCCUGAAUCCCUCGAAAGACCUGGUCAACACACAGUCUACCUUCCAGCCGAUUAUGAAAGGCCUCAGCAGCUGGACAGGCAUUGUUAACCGUGCUCCUGAAGAAGCCGAGUUUGAAGAAGCUUUGUCAAACUCUGAGGUUCUCCUCUACUUUGGACACGGAAGCGGUGCGCAGUAUAUUCGAGCACGCACGAUUCGUCGUCUAGAGAAAUGCAAACCAGCCACUUUCUUGAUGGGUUGCAGCUCGGCGUCGCUAACGGAAGCCGGAGAGUUUGAGUCCUACGGCCCUGUGUGGAACUACAUGAUGGCUGGAUGUCCAGCUGUGGUGGGUACACUAUGGGACGUGACGGAUAGGGACAUUGAUCGGUUCGCGGGCCGAUCGUUUGAGGAAUGGGGACUGUUCCCCAAGGGCACGUUCAAGGAGAAUAAGCGAGUCAAGGGUAAGAGUCGGGCCUCGAGCGAGGACGAGAGUGAGUCGGAGGAAGACGGUCAAGUAAUGAACAACGUGUCACUGGCCGAGGCGGUUGCGCGGUCCAGGGAGGCGUGCAAAUUCCGGUAUCUCAACGCCGCGGCGGUGGUACUGUAUGGCAUCCCGGUGUACAUCAAGCACAGAGGGGAAGAUUGA
Fusarium redolens is the source of this 6285-nucleotide messenger RNA. Its product is annotated as peptidase family C50-domain-containing protein. Lineage: Eukaryota; Fungi; Ascomycota; Sordariomycetes; Hypocreales; Nectriaceae. The coding region runs from base 1 to 6285 and encodes 2094 amino acids. The transcript is spliced from 2 exons. Gene Ontology annotation, biological process: proteolysis; meiotic chromosome separation. Gene Ontology annotation, cellular component: centrosome; mitotic spindle pole body; cytoplasm. The record is from RefSeq and is a predicted model, not a curated record. Gene Ontology annotation, molecular function: protein binding; cysteine-type endopeptidase activity.